AUGUUCGGUCAUCACAUCCUCACCACGGCCCUCGCCGUCAGCAACCUCGGCCUUGCCACGGCCCGAGUUGCCAACAUCAUGAUGCCGGCCUGCAACGCCGAGCAGGCUCUGGCUGAAGCAAAGGCUCUUGCCGCUCGUGACGCCUCUGACGUUACUACUGUUACCGUCACAGUCACAGCCUCGGCCACUACUACCAUUACCCUGACUGGUGCCGGUGCUGUCGUGACUAUCACCACCGUUACCCCGUGUGCCACUGUCACUCAGACCGUGCCGGUCCCCAUACCUGAGAGCAGCACUACGGAGAUCCUUCCCCCUCCGCCUGCUACGGAGCCGUCCACCACUGAGUUCGUCACCCAGACAUCUACUUUGACCCAGACGUUCACCUCGACCUUCACCAGCGGCACUGAGACCAUCACUACAACCUUCACCAGCAUUCCUGGCGUUACUGAGACCUCAACCAACAGUCUGGCUCCUCCGAUCUCUCCUGAUACUACCAUCACCAGUCUAUUGGUUUCCUCAACCACGUCGACUGCCUCUAAUCCUCCUACGUCUACCCCGGCUAGCGCUGGUGCUGGCUCCAACAAGGUUGGCAACCUGGUUGGCAUCGGAGCCAUGAUGUUUGGUAUGAUGGUUGUUUGA
Messenger RNA from Thermochaetoides thermophila DSM 1495, 639 nucleotides. RefSeq lists its product as uncharacterized. Bases 1 to 639 code for a protein of 212 amino acids. NCBI's taxonomy places the organism in Eukaryota, Fungi, Ascomycota, Sordariomycetes, Sordariales, Chaetomiaceae. The record is from RefSeq and is a predicted model, not a curated record. The transcript has a single exon.